GGGGAGUGGAGAGGAAGCACGCAGCGCCACCCCAGGGGCUGAGAGGCGGCGGAGUUUAGCAGGCUAGUGAUAAUGCUGCAUUGCUUUUCUGCGGUAGCCCCUCUAGUGCUAUCCCCUCUUCUCCUCCUCCCUCCCCACCUCGUUCUUCCGAGAGCACCAGAGGCCCCAAACGUCGUCAUCUGCUGCUGUGAUUAGUGGCACCGCAAUUCCGGCUGCUGCGGGAACUUUGGGUGGCCCAGGGACACUAUGUCGUCAAAAGACACUUGGAUUGCGACAUUCGGACCCAGUGAUAUUUCAUUUAUCUUAAAUCUUUCAGGGAGAGGAUUUCAAGUUGCCCCUCUUUGGGGCAACCUCCAACGAGGGCCUAAGGGUUUCCCCAGGCCACUGAGCGGUGAGCAAACAAAUCUCCAAAUUUUCCUUCAGGACUGAAGUUUGUCCAUCGCGAAUUCUCUUUCUCUUUCCUUUCUCUGGUCCAAACCAACAACACCGUCGGUGGAAAAGCAAAAAGCCACGUUCACGUUCCUGCGCCGUAAUGACGGACAGACUGAAGGAGUCACAUUUCCGAAACCAGGAAGCCCUGGCUGCCCCGCACCCCCCGGCGCCCUCUCCCCCUCCCCCAGCUGACUGCAUCGCCUUUGGGAAGAUGAAUAGCUUGGCUGAAGUUGUUUUUCCUUUCCGGUGGCCCUGAUCAGGUGUCCCCGCCCCCUCCUGCCGUUCGCUCUCCCUCUCAGCCUUCUCUCGUCGCCCCCUCCCGGCCUGGCCCCUCCUCCCCCGCCCCCCUCCGGGCUGGACCGCGGAUGGUACGUUCCGCACGUGAGCUGGGUGCUGGUCUGGCCGGCGACGCGCGUGCCCUGUGGCCAAACACUGCCCGGAGUGAGAGCAAACUACCAGCGCAGUGGGGCCGACGCGAGUGUGCGUGCGUGUGUGUGCGUGUGUGUGCUAUAGAGAGCGAGCGCGGUGGGAGGGGGGGAACCAACUGCUUCACACUUUCAACACUGCACUGAAGAGGGAGAGAGAGAGAAAGAGACUGGGGACGCACAGAUCCCCCCAAGAUCUCCCAAAGCUACCAUCCCACAGAUUAUAGAACAGAACCCCAAAAAUCGAAACAGAGGAAACGGACAACGAUUGAACAUGGACGAAGGAAUUCCUCAUUUGCAAGAGAGACAGUUACUGGAACAUAGAGAUUUUAUAGGACUGGACUAUUCCUCUUUGUAUAUGUGCAAACCCAAAAGGAGCAUGAAGCGAGAUGAUAGCAAGGAUACCUACAAAUUACCACACAGAUUAAUAGAAAAGAAACGAAGAGACCGAAUUAAUGAAUGCAUUGCUCAGCUGAAAGAUUUACUGCCUGAACAUCUGAAGUUGACAACUCUGGGGCAUCUGGAGAAAGCGGUAGUCUUGGAAUUAACUUUGAAACACUUAAAAGCUUUAACAGCCUUAACCGAGCAGCAGCAUCAGAAGAUAAUUGCUUUACAGAAUGGGGAGCGAUCUCUGAAAUCGCCCAUUCAGUCCGACUUGGAUGCGUUCCACUCGGGAUUUCAAACAUGCGCCAAAGAAGUCUUGCAAUACCUCUCCCGGUUUGAGAGCUGGACGCCCAGGGAGCCGCGGUGUAUCCAGCUGAUCAACCACUUGCACGCGGUGGCCACCCAGUUCUUGCCCACCCCUCAGCUGUUGACUCAACAGGUCCCUCUGAGCAAAGGCACAGGCGCGCCCUCGUUCGCCGGGUCCGCAGCAGCCCCCUGCCUGGAGCGCGCUGGGCAGAAGCUGGAGCCCCUCGCCCACUGCGUUCCGGUCAUACAGCGGACUCAGCCAAGCGCCGAGCUCGCAGCCGAAAACGACACGGACACCGACAGCGGCUACGGCGGCGAAGCCGAGGCCAGGCCGGACCGCGAGAAAGGCAAAAGCGCUGGGGCGAGCCGCGUCACCAUCAAACAGGAGCCCCCCGGGGAGGACUCGCCGGCGCCUAAGAGGAUGAGGCUGGAUUCUCGUGGCGGCGCAGGGGGCGGUGCGGCUGCGCCCGCCCCGUUCCCGCUGCUGUACCCCGGCAUCCCCGCCCCAGCUGCCGCAGCCGCCGCUGCUGCCGCCGCCGCUGCCGCCGCUGCCUUUCCCUGCCUGUCCUCGGUGUUGUCGCCCCCUCCCGAGAAGGCGGUCGCCGCAGCCGCCGCCGCGACCCUCCUGCCUCACGAGGUGGCGCCCCCUGGGUCACUGCAUCCCCCUCACCCGCACGGGCGCACCCACCUGCCCUAUGCCGGCCCCCGCGAGCACGGGAACCCGGAGAGCUCUGCUCAGGAAGAUCCCUCGCAACCAGGGAAGGAAACUCCCUGAAACCUUGCGUCCCUUUCUUAGAAAGGACGAAGGUUCACGCGGAAUAAUAAUAUUAAGUUAAAACACCCUUAACGUUUUUAAGGGAGGAAGUGUAAUUGAUGCACGACCGGCUUUAAAAAAAACAACAGGUGUUUUGUGUACAUUUGGAGUUCUAUUUUGCUCAUCCUUCACCACCCCACCCUCCACACACUAACAUCCCUUUCUUCCCCCACCAGCUGUAAAAGAACCUUCGCGCUAGAUAUUGAUUCCUUUUUCUUUAAAGAACUCCCUGAAGUAAGUUUUGCCUACCUUUAGGCCACGUUCCAUUGUCUUUUAAAAUACAGAACCUAAUUCUCGAGGAAGUGAGAGGAGUCUCCUCUGUGGAUGAGCUGAUUGAACCAGGGUAUGGGAAAGGUGGCUGAGGAGUUGACAUCGAACAGCAAGUAGUUAUCUGUCAAUGACUCAAAGCUGUCUUGCCUGCUUCAGGAGACUUCUGCCUGAAAACAGAAUGAGGAUCUUAGAAUUGAAUUUACUCUUCAGUAUAUUAUAAAGUUCAACUCUUUAAAAGGCAUGUAUUUUUCAGAGGAAGAGGAGAAGAUGCAGUCGCUCAUGUUGCAACCUAUUCUGGAGUGGUUUGAAUGGUAUCCCUUAGUAACUUGCACUUGUUUAAAGAGACACGGAGUUGGGCCAUCGUCAGAACCAAGUCGGGGAAGGGGAUAGAUGAGGAAGGCCAGAAUUAUUCUUAGUAUAUUUGCUGGCACUUUAUUGAGAAAUUGACAAUGAAUCAAUUGACUCAUCGUAUGUAUACGUAUGUAUGUAUGUGUGUGUAUAUACACACAUAUAUACAUAUAUAUAGCAUCUAUUCCCACUCUGCCAUUAUUUAAUCCAUCACGUUCCUAGAUUUUGAUAAUCUUGCUGUAAAAAAAAGAAUGUGCACUGAAUUUAAAAAAGAAAACAAGUCCAAACUGAUUUAUCCUACAUUCUGUUAAAUCACAAGAGGAGGAAAAUAUUAAACUCAUCAGUUUUGAUUGGAAAUGCUGUAAAGAUGUGGAAUGAAGCCCUGUGAGGCCUUCCUAUAUCCAAGUCUAUGUAUUUUCUGGAGACCAAACCAGAUACCAGAUAAUCACAAAGAAAGCUUUUUUAAUAAGGCUUAAACCAAGACCUUGUCUAGAUAUUUUUAGUUUGUUGCCAAGGUAGCACUGUGAGAAAUCUCACUUGAAUGUUAUGUAAGGGGUGAGACACAACAGUCUGACUAUGAGAGAAGAAAAUAUCUGGGUCUUUUAGUCAGUUUGGUGCAUUUGCUGCUGCUGUUGCUACUGUUUGCCUCAAACGCUGUGUUUAAACAACGUUAAACUCUUAGCCUACAAGGUGGCUCUUAUGUACAUAGUUGUUAAUACAUCCAAUUAAUGAUGUCUGACAUGCUAUUUUUGUAGGGAGAAAAUAUGUGCUAAUGAUAUUUUGAGUUAAAAUAUCUUUUGGGGAAGAUUUGCUGAAAAGUUGCACUUUUGUUACAAUGCUUAUGCUUGGUACAAGCUUAUGCUGUCUUAAAUUAUUUUAAAAAAUAAAUACUGUCUGCAAGAAACCAGCUGGUUUAGAAAAGUUUAGUAUUUGAAAAUAAACUAGAAAUUAUCUUUAUAUUCCAGUAUUUUCAGCACUCCAUAAAUUCUAUUACCUAAAUAUUGCCACACUAUUUUGUGAUCUUAAAAUUCUUACUAAGGAAUAAAAAAUUUAAUAUACGAUA
Molecule: messenger RNA, 4042 nt
Organism: Pteropus alecto (black flying fox)
Lineage: Eukaryota; Metazoa; Chordata; Mammalia; Chiroptera; Pteropodidae
Gene: BHLHE41
Product: basic helix-loop-helix family member e41
Biological process (GO): regulation of neurogenesis; circadian regulation of gene expression; regulation of transcription by RNA polymerase II
Cellular component (GO): nucleus
Molecular function (GO): DNA-binding transcription factor activity, RNA polymerase II-specific; protein dimerization activity; RNA polymerase II cis-regulatory region sequence-specific DNA binding
Source: RefSeq, a predicted model, not a curated record